Molecule: messenger RNA, 1539 nt
Organism: Volvox carteri f. nagariensis
Lineage: Eukaryota; Viridiplantae; Chlorophyta; Chlorophyceae; Chlamydomonadales; Volvocaceae
Exons: 8
Coding region: 1-1539 (512 amino acids)
Biological process (GO): proton transmembrane transport
Cellular component (GO): membrane
Molecular function (GO): antiporter activity
Source: RefSeq, a predicted model, not a curated record
AUGGCGGAUGCGGGCGUAUCUUCAGCGCUGUCGUCGCCCGUUUUUCAGCAUUUUUUGGUAGCAAUCAGUGUCGCGGUUAUCCUCGCGCCCUUCAGCUAUUACAUGGGCAUGGGAGCCCGCAUCUUAAAGUUACCACAGAUCACAGGCUACCUUGUAUCAGGAAUUGUAUGUGGCCCCUACUUGCUUGGAAUCCUGUCGACGGAGUCAGUCGUUGACCUCAACAUCAUAGAAGGCGCCUGCCUUAGUAUAAUCGGCCUGGCAGCAGGAGCUGAACUUCAUCUUAGUGAGCUCUCUAGGAGCAAGAAGCAGGUACUUGGGAUUACAUUCGGUAUCUCUAUAGCGACUUGGGUUCUCUGCUAUGGUGCGCUGGAGUACACAAGCGGGCUACUGCCGAAGUUAGGUGAACUGGAUGAGUCGCACAUAGUGGCGGUCGCCUCGCUGGGCGCGACGCUCAUGAUGGCGCGUUCACCGGCGUCUGCGAUCGCCGUGCUCAAGGAAAUGGAUGGAAAGGGGCCGUUCAGCUCGUUGGUCAUGGCGGUGGUGGUCGUUAAGGACGUGGUGGUCAUCAUUGCGUACGCUAUCAACGUGGAGCUCAUCCGCGGGUCCAUCGUGCCCUCAGCGUCCGCCGGGUCCACGCCGCUGCUGGGCAUGAUGCUCCCGGUGUUGAGCGUCAUGUUGAGCAUAGCAGUGGGGCUUUGCGGAGGUCUGCUGCUCAGCAUGCUGCUGCGGCCGCACUCGCUGUUGGGGGCCGUGCUGCCUAGCAUGUCGCCGGCCACCACCUUCAAGGUUAAGCAACUGGUCAUCUUGCUGGUGUCCACCGUCAUAUUCAACAUGGCACAUUACUUUGAAGCAGAGCCGCUGCUGGCUUGCGUCACUAUGGGCCUGUUCAUGGUCAACAGAAGGCCGCACUUGCCUGCCCGUUGGGUCAUUAGGCACGACCGUGCUGACAAGGAGAAGGAGGAGCUUCACAUGAUGGUCAGCCAGAUCAUGAGUCUCACCAACGUGGCCUUUUUCGGGCUGGCGGGUGCAUCACUAAAAGUGGGGGCUCUGAAGGACAUGUUUGGCGCUGCACUGCUGGUGUUCGCUGUGCGGCUGGUCGCCAUCUUCGUGGGUUCCUGGCUGGGCUGCUACACCACCUCCACGUCCUCGGAGUACCGGCGGCUGUUCUGGAUGUCCAUGAUCACGCAGGCGGGGGUGGCCAUGGGGCUGGCCCGCCUUGCGGGCACGCGCUUCCCAGACUGGGGCCCACACUUCCAAACAUAUAUGAUGGCCAUCAUUUUGCUCAACCUGCUUGUGGGUCCACCGCUGUUUCGCCAUGCGCUGGUGCGUGUGGGCGAAGCCAAGGCGCUGCUGCUGCCCAUAAAGGGCAGCGGUGGCGGUGCAGUGGCACAACAGCUACAGUUGGGGAGCAUCCUAAUCAAGGAGAAUGGCGGCGGAGGCACCUCGCUGGAUGGAGGUCUGACCCACCAGCACGGCCACGGGCACGGGCUCGGGGACGAGGACUCACCUACGAAACCUGAUCGUGACCUAGACCAGUAA